UCUCGCCCAAGUAACAUGUCGUUCCUACGAGCGGUGCGGAAAGCUAUGGCAGGGGAGAGGGAGGAGCCAAAGUUUGAAGUUGUGAAAAAAUACGAUGAUCAUGACAUCAGAUCUUACCCUGAAACUGUCUGGAUCUCCCUAAAGGUUACAGGCAAGACGCAUGCUGAAUGUGGCCGACCAGAGUUUUCUCGAUUGCUGGGUUACAUCAAUGGAAACAAUGAAACUGGUGCUUCUCUAGCGAUGACUUCUCCAGUUGUAUUUCGUGUGAGCUUUGAAGAAACGGAGGAGUUGACCAUGUCGUUAUUCCUGUCUUCUAGUGUCGCAGAUCCACCUAAACCCAAAGACCCAGAUGUGUCGUUCUUCAGAGCUCCUGCAGGACAACUGUUUGUCAG
Limulus polyphemus (Atlantic horseshoe crab) is the source of this 392-nucleotide messenger RNA. Its product is annotated as heme-binding protein 1-like. Lineage: Eukaryota; Metazoa; Arthropoda; Merostomata; Xiphosura; Limulidae. The record is from RefSeq and is a predicted model, not a curated record. The annotation marks the transcript as partial. The transcript has 3 exons.